AGGACAGGCUACAGGUUGCACGAGCUCGGCUCGACGCACGUUCAUACAAAACAUAAGAACAUAAUUUACUACGUUGAGCAAUUUUAGUCAUGAAGCGCAAAACGAAAGUGAAUUUAUUUGAGUAAUGAAGUUAAUUACUAAUUUGGCUACUGAAAGUUAAGUUACUUAUUCCUAAUAGCAAAGUACCGGUAACCUGACUUGACUACUUAAUUAGAGAUGGAGUACAUUCAUUGUGAUUUAGCCAUGGAAGUGGCAAAAUACCUCACACCGAAGGAUAUAUCCACCUGCUGUAGUGUUUCACUUCACUGGCGAGAAGUUUUUGGCAGCAAUGAGGUUUGGAAGCGACUGUGUGACUCGGAGAUAGAAGAAUACCUGAGGACAACUCCGUGUGUAGUGGAGCCAACAUUUAAACUCCCUCAACAUCUUGACACUUCACUACCUCCUCUGAGUGAAUGGAGAGCCGCCUUUCUACGAGAACAACAUUUGUGGACAAACUGGAAAAAGCGGAACUUCAAAACUGUGGAGUAUGAUUUGGGAAAUGAAAAUGAUAAGAAGACUUUUUCUUCAAAGCAUCAAUUUGUAACAAAUGAUUUGUUAAUAAGGUUUUUUACCAACUCGGUGGAACUGUGGGACGUAAGAGCGGAUUGUCAAGUUCUAAAGGAUACCAUAUCAUUCGGCAAAACUAAAUGGUACACUCCUACGGUCUUGAAGAAUGGGAUUGUCACCCUCAAAGGCCAUUAUGAUGAUAAUGGUUAUGAUCAUCACUUUAUAGAAAUUCUCAAGGUUAAUCAAAAUGAAAGUACUGUUAUCAUAAAAUGGCAUAUUGAACUAAAUGACAAAGAAUUGUCACUCAAACCAGGGUGCAGCGAGAACUCAGUUGUGGACAGUUUUUUUUCUGUAAGAAAUCUGAAAAUAGUCAUUACUCCAGGGGGGAAGUGCAUUGGAUACUUCCCUUUUACAGGUUCUGUUUGUAUCAAGAACUCCUUUUGUGUGUGGGAUCUAGAAACUGGAGUAGAACUCAGAAAAGAAUUCCCAUACCUACCACUUAAUGAAUUGAUAAUAAUAGGAUGUAAAUCUGUUUCAAAUCAAUGUGAAGAUGUGAUGGUCAUUGUCCCUUACUCAACUAGCACCCCAGAUAGUUCAGGACAUUAUUUGGGAACCUUAGAAUGUAAUGUUUACAAUGCAAAUAAGCUAAAAUUCUUACCAUUUAAGAAAAUGUUUACUCUUAUUUAUAGAGAGGAUUCAGAACCAGAAUGUUCUGGAGACAAUCUUUUUCCGUGUGUUAUAACUGAUGGUUUUUUAGCCUUUUCGGACUGUGGCCAUGAAGUCAAAGAGUUCAUAAGAAUUUUCAACUACCAAACUGGACACGAGCUGUAUAAACUAGAAACAAAUGGUUAUAAUACACGAAUGAUAGUGAUUGGGGAUACAUUCCUAUUUACUAAAAAAACAUCUUUACCAACAGAUUACACGCCGGGAACAAUAAACAGCAAUUUAUAUUUUCGAGAAGUUGAAGAGUUGCUCUUGUGCUCGGUUUUGCCAUCUGGAAGAGUUUGUGAAGAUAUAACAGGUAGUAGAUAUGUAGAAGAAUUUUUUGCCAAUGGAAGGACAGGAUUUGUUAGAAUUUCAUUUACCAAUGAAUUUUCUGAUGAAGUUUGCAGAUUUAACAAGUUUUUUAAUUUUGCUGUUCACUUUCCACAUGACGGAGAAGUUAAUCCUGCUUGCACUAAAGUAAUAACAUCACCAGUUAUGAGGAAAUCUAUUAACACAGUGCACAUCUCAUACGUUUGGUAGUUUUGUCUCUAUUUCAUGCAAUACAACAGGGUUGACUGGAUGUUGCAGCAAAACGUGUCCCUGCCUCCUAUUGAGAUACUAAGUACACAAAGGUUGCUAUAAACAGCAUGACUGGAUAUUGGAUUCAUAAUGUUAAUGGUGCUGUUUACUGGUUAUAGUAAACAGAGGCAGAGAUUAUAUGAGAGUCAGAUUUCCCCAAGAUUGUUACAUGUUUGGAUAAUUGUAUAGAAAUUAAUCUAACGGUACUCAUUUAUUUCCACUGUCAUGAAACGGUACCACAAUAUGUACAUAUUGUUAUCAACUUUAACGUUGUUCUUAAUCUAGUUUUUUGUAAGAUUCCUUGUUUUGUGCUACUUUGUAUUUGGUAUCAUUUCGUAUUCAAUUCAUACCAAAUAUUGAAAUAACAGUAAACACAAUAUGUGGUAAAAUCAAUACAGAAUUCUAAAUCCUUAAUAGAUUGUAAUUCUGUGCCAGGCAAAAAGGUUUGUAUUCUGUAUUCACACACCAAACUAUAAUAUACGGUAGACAUCUUUAUUUUUGUUGUAGUUUAACUUGUUAUGUAAUAAAGUAAUUUUG
Messenger RNA from Macrosteles quadrilineatus (aster leafhopper), 2367 nucleotides. Its product is annotated as F-box/WD repeat-containing protein 7-like. Gene Ontology annotation, molecular function: protein binding. Lineage: Eukaryota; Metazoa; Arthropoda; Insecta; Hemiptera; Cicadellidae. The record is from RefSeq and is a predicted model, not a curated record. The transcript has 3 exons. The coding region runs from base 217 to 1791 and encodes 524 amino acids.